UAGAGCAUUGUAAACAUGUGGGUAGGGAUUCCCAUGUUUAUGUAUGUUCCGAAAACUUGGUAUACAGUGGUGUGUGGUCGGGAGUUGUGUAUCAUCAAAAUCAGUGCUUCUAAUGGGAAUUGUGUUCCAAAUUCAGGUCCUCCUUUGUUUUUGAUGGGCCAUGUACUGUACCAUCAUGACAAAUUGCACGCUAACAUAGUGCUCCAGAAUGUGGCCCUAUUUCAACAUUCAAAGGAGUUAUGUGACAUCACACUCACUGUAGAGAAUGAGGAGAUAAGAGCUCAUAAAAUUGUUUUAGCAGCUUCAUCUCUAUAUUUUAGGACUAUGUUUUGUGGAAGUUUAAUGGAAAGCCACCAAGAAAAGAUAGUUCUCCAUGACAUUGAACUACCUACCUUUAAGGAAAUCGUACAUUUUAUGUACACAGGUCAAAUAAAGAUUUCUGAGGAAAAUAUUUAUUCUGUGAUCAGUAUGGCAGAUUUCCUACAGAUUCCAGCUUUAAGCCACCCCUGCUGCCAGUAUCUACAGACAAGUCUCUGUGUAGACAACUGCCUAUCAGUGUACCAGACUGCUAUAGGUAGUGGUUACAAUGAUCUUGCCCAUGAAGCUUUGCGCUGCAUACUUCGUAAUUUCUCAUCUGUCUGUGAACAGCCUGAAUUCUUGGAUGUAACUAUUGAACUGUUGUCAGAUAUUCUUUAUUCAGAUUACAUAAACAUUGAUGAUGAAAGUAGGCUACUUGAGAUAUUUAUUCGUUGGAUAAAAGUUGAUCUAGAGAACCGUGCACGACACAUUCCUUUGAUUCCAAAAAUGAUUUGUUUGGAUGCAGUACCAAUGGAAAAGCUUAUAUCAGUAAAAAUUGAUUCAGUUAUGUUCAAGACUGAGCUUCGUUCUAUAAUGGAUAAAUGUAUUGAUAAAAUUUUGACUGUAAGAUAUGAUGAUCCAGAACAAAACGACCUUAUACUGGAUGAAAAGAGACCCUGCAAAUUUUUUCGAUACCAUGCUGAGCAACAGGUGAUGUUAGUCAUAGGUGGAAAAAUGGAUGAUACAACCACUCAUGCAAGUGUAGAAUGUUUUACUCCUGGAUUCAGUCAAUGGAGUUAUCAUCUUCCUGGUCACAAAAUAUGCAUAAAGAGUAUGCACCAUGCACGAUCUUCAUUUGCUACAGCUGCCAAAGAGUAUGAUGUGUAUGUCAUUGGAGGGAAAGGUGAGUCUGGUCUACUGGCCACAUUUGAACAUUAUCAUGUGAAAUGCAACACGUGGAAUUUGUUACAAAAUAUUCCUAAAGCAGUAGAGGGUGCAGCUGCUGUUAUUGCAAAUGGAAAACUUAUUGUAACAGGAGGUCGAUCAACGACUUGUUAUGAAUCUUCUACAUGGGUCUUUGACAAUACUGUGAAUAAAUGGCAGCAACUUGAAUCGAUGAAAAUUCGCCGUGGCUUUCACUCCUGUGUUUGUGUAGGGGGCAUGGUAUAUGCUUUAGGAGGCAUUGGUGGAGAUUCCCCAACCGCAGAAGGAUGUAUAUCAAAAGUUGAGAGACUUGACAUUUCACAAACUGCAUGGUACUUUGUGGCUCCCAUGGUGCAGGCACGUGCUCACUUUGGUUGUGUGGCAAGUGGUCAGUCCAUUUAUGUUGCUGGAGGCACUUCUGAUGAGAUAUACCUCAGAAGCAUUGAAAGGUAUGACACAUCAACAGACACGUGGUGUGUCCUGAAGCCAAUGCAAAUACCCCGAGCGUAUUUUGGAAUAACAGUUUUCCACAAUCGAAUUUAUUGUGUGGGUGGCAGUGAUAGUGUGCAUGAACUCAAUACAGUAGAGAAAUAUAAUCCAAGCACUGACAUGUGGCACUGUGUUAUUUCCAUGAAUGUCAAACGUGUGUCACCAUCUGCUGUAACAGUAUAUAUUCCAACAUUUCCUGGUGAGCUGCCUUCAAAGUGUCUUUCCCACCCACACCUUAAAUAAAACAGAAAAACUAUUUAAUUUCCAGUGAACAAUACAUAUUAUUAGCUGCUUCAUUCUACUAUAGUUUGUGUUGCCAAUGAGUGUGAUUCUUCAGUUAUAUUGAGAUAUUAUUUCCAAAAACUUAACUGUUACAAGUGACUAGCUUUAAGUUCUAUUUUUUAAAAAAUACUCAAGAUGACAAAAAAUAUUGCAGAAUUCAAGUAGCUGUAUGCCACAUGUAACUUUGCCAGUAAUCAGUUGUUGCUAAUGACUACUUACAUUAACUUCUUCAAGCACAUUGCUGUCAUUCUAAUGAUUAUCAUACACAUGCUCCAUGUAAGUUAUUCCAGUGUAAAUUUUGGAAAAUAAAUGAACUACAGUGAUUGGUCACAGA
Schistocerca cancellata (South American locust) is the source of this 2326-nucleotide messenger RNA. RefSeq names its product kelch-like protein 28. Lineage: Eukaryota; Metazoa; Arthropoda; Insecta; Orthoptera; Acrididae. Gene Ontology annotation, molecular function: protein binding. The record is from RefSeq and is a predicted model, not a curated record. Bases 16 to 1953 code for a protein of 645 amino acids. The transcript has 11 exons.